Drosophila biarmipes is the source of this 1309-nucleotide messenger RNA. RefSeq names its product nucleolar protein dao-5. The coding region runs from base 197 to 871 and encodes 224 amino acids. The transcript has 3 exons. Lineage: Eukaryota; Metazoa; Arthropoda; Insecta; Diptera; Drosophilidae. The record is from RefSeq and is a predicted model, not a curated record.
CAUAAGUAACGUUCAGUCUGCCUCUAGAAGUCGAUCGUGAUCGUGGCCAGUCAGUUCCGCUCGCUAGCACAAGCCGCAGCCCUCGUCCCCCCAAGAAAUAGCAAUACCAGUGUUUUUUUUCUAGUUUAAGUUUAAGACGCGCGCGCUCCGAGUUCUCAAUUCCCGCACAGCAAACACACACACAAGACGAGACAAAAUGAAGUACUUCAACAUCUGCCUGCUCUUCAUCGUGUGCGUCCUGUGCUACGGCCUGGUGUCCGCCCAGGAGGAGGCCGGACCCGUGUCGCCGGCGAAGAGGAUCUCCCUGCGCCGCCCCGUCGGGAAGGCGGCCAAGGUGACCACCACGACGACGCCGGCGCCAGCACCGGCGGAUGCCGGCGGCGAGGGCGAGGAGUACGACGAGGAGGCCGGCGAGCACGGCGACCACGGCGAGGAGGGCGACGAGGCGGCCUUCGCCAGCUCCACCACGACCACCACCACGGAGGCGCCCAAGAAGGUCGGCCCGGUCAUCCGGCCGUUCCGCUCCAACGACGACUUCCUCAACUCGCUGAAGCGCCGCCAGGCGAACGCCAAGAAGCACCGCGCCGAGAAGCCCCCGAGUCCCAGCAAGCCGUCCAAGAAGAGCGAGGAGUCCCACUCCGGCGAGCAGGAGGAGCCGGCCUCCGCGCCAGCACCCGCCCCCGCCGCCAGUCCCGCCAAGGGCUACAAGGGCAACUCUGCAUUGAGCCGUCGCAAGCUGUCGAAGCCCGCCAAGGCGACGCCCGUGGAGGCGGUGGAGGACGCCGCCGCCGAGGAGUCGGAGCAGCAGCAGAAGGAGGAGUCGAAGCCCAAGCGCCCCAUCGGUCGCCUGGCCCUGCGGAAGCGCAACUAAGCGGGAUCGGGAUCGGGAUCGGGAUCGAAUUCGGGAUCAGGAACACCGGGUCCCAGGCCAAGUCGCCCCUCCCGCUCUCCAUGCCACAAACCCCCUCCUCGCCAACCCAUCAAUUCAUAUGGCUAGCUAUGUGGCAGCCCGACGUGCCCUUUAGUUCUUAGUUCGCAAUUGAUUUUUUGUGUAUGUAAUAUAUUUGUAAUUUUAUGUUCUAAACAAAAACACGCGCACACACACGCAACACUCACUCAAUCACCACCCACGACCACGACCACGACCACGCCCACAAUCCAGAGCCAGCCCCAUCCUCCAUGUCCGCGCCGGAUACCCCUAUAUGUUUCGCGAAUAUAUAGACGGCUAUUUGCACGGGCACAAUUAUGUAUUCUUCACAACCAUCAAUCAAACAAUCAAUCAACCAGUAAUAAAAACAACAAAAUCGAA